Molecule: messenger RNA, 3835 nt
Organism: Sardina pilchardus (European sardine)
Lineage: Eukaryota; Metazoa; Chordata; Actinopteri; Clupeiformes; Clupeidae
Gene: ncam3
Product: neural cell adhesion molecule 3
Exons: 16
Coding region: 80-2239 (719 amino acids)
Biological process (GO): cell adhesion
Cellular component (GO): membrane
Molecular function (GO): protein binding
Source: RefSeq, a predicted model, not a curated record
GGUUUUUGGGCACCACACAACACCCCAGGUGUUUUAGACUGAAAGGUUGGAACGUAGCUGGGGAGACGGUUAUUGGACCAUGGCUGCUGCUCAGCUGUUGAUGAGAUAUUGUGUGCUUUUCACAUUUUGGACAUUGUCAGAUGCAAAACUCGAGAUUGUUGCCGGCGAACCAGAUGUAAAGUUGAAUGACCGUCAUCUUAUGCUGUGCAAAGCUGGGGGAGAAGGAACCAUUACUUGGUUAUUCGAGGACGAGGAAGUCGACGAGGACUCUGAAGGCUUGGUGAUUGAGAAACUUGACGAAUCAUCAAGUAAGCUUAUAAUCAACUCAGCCCAGCUCAGUAACACAGGGAAGUACACCUGUAGAUGUGAAUAUGACAGUGGAGCAACAAAGGAGACAAGCAUUGACAUCUUUGUUUAUGGGCCAGUUUCCUUCGGCCAGACAACAAAGUACCAUGAGUUCUUAAAAGGAGAGACGGCUCUCAUCCCCUGUGUUGCCACUGGGAAGCCUGCCGUGGAGAUCCAGUGGCACCGGAGCAGCACUCAGCUGGGUACUGAUGGUAUGAGGGGCACUCUCGCCACCGACUCUUCUGCUUUCUUCUGUGGAAAACAAAGGAUCACUGUCCGACGAGACAACUUCCUUCAGAUUGACGAUAUUCAGAGGGAAGACAGAGGCACUUAUACCUGCAAAGCCUAUAUAAAAGGCCGUCCAAUAUCGGAUACACUAAAUAUCUCUGUUGUUGUCAACACACUGCCAGUAGUGGAAAUACAAGAGAAACGGAAGACUGUGAAAAGUGGACCUGAUUCUACAGUUUCUAUCACCUGCUCGACCUCAGGAGAGCCCCAGCCUCAGAUCACAUGGUCAAUACCCACUGCCCUUGAUUCCACCCGCCACGAGUUCAACUCCGACAAGAGCGAACUCACCAUUAAGUCUGUCAAGAGGGAGGACACGGGAGAGUACAUCUGCACGGCCAAAAAUAAGAUCGGAGAAAGCACUGCCACAACCUUUCUUGAUGUCUCAGAGCAUCCUGUGGUGAUCCUGAGCCAGUCAGAAGUGCGUGUGAAGCCUGGAGAGAUGGUGGCUGUGUCCUGCAAUAUCUCAGGACAUCCCAUGCCCUCACUCCACUGGAUUAAAAAGGGUCCCGAUGGAAACACGGGCUUCAGCAGCAGCGGCCGAAUAAAAGUGCGAGGAUCGGAUCUUAUCAUAGAGAAGGUGGCGCCAUCUGAUGGCGGUCUGUAUUCUUGCAUUGCCAACAGUAGCUCAGGAAUCAAAGAGGAAGACUUCAGUUUGCAGACCUUGCCAGGGAAACCGUCUCAAGUGUCGGUAAAUCCAGGAGCUGCUGCAGCUACUUUCAACCUGAGCACUGCUGUGAUGGAUGGUGGCUCUAGUAUUACUGCUUACGUCCUCCAGUGGAAGCAAGGCUCUCAGCAGUGGAACGAAAUGGUCAUCAACUCCACUGAUCCUCUGGUUGUCACCCCUUUGUUGCCCUACUCUGAAUAUUCCUUUCGUUUGGCUGCCCGAAACAUUGUUGGACAGGGAGAGUUUUCUGAUAUCUCCAAUGCCCGGACAUUGGGCGAACGUGAACCAGCCAAACCUUUCCUAACAGACAAGGAAAUAAAGUUUGAGGAGAACAUUGCUAGAAUUCCCUUCAGGCAACUAGACACUGGUGGAUCCCCUAUCAGUUUCUACGUGGUGCAUUAUAAAACGAAUAAGGAUGACGAAUGGAGAGAAAAGGAACUGCUCCCAAACGCCACAGAGAUCUAUCUCCACGACCUGCAGUACAGCUCUGAUUACCAACUGAAGAUUGUUGCAUACAACCCGAAAGGCUCAUCCACGCCUGCCAUGCUUAACUUCACCGUCCCACAAGCCAGCGCAGUUAGUAAACCUGGUUUGGGGAAGGGUGGUGUAGUUGGCAUUGUGAUGCUGAUAUUCCUGGUGCUGCUCAUUGCUGUGGAUGCCACAUGUUGCUAUACCAACCGCUGUGGCAUGCUAAUGUUCCUGGCAGUGAAGCUGUUUGGACAGAAAGUCCCGGGGUCAAAGGUCAUGGAGGAGGGGGAUGGCAAUGGCACAGCAAUUGACAUGAAGGUGAAUGGGCUAGCAUCUCCACGUGGUAGCAUCCCAAAACAGCAGGCCCAAAACAGCGCACCUCCAGGGGUGCAGUCAGAAGUCACCUGCGACAAAGCACCGCUCACCAAAUUUGAGAAAGCGCCAGCCAACGGGGAUCCCACUACAGAUGCCUGAGUGUGUGACAGAGACUGAUGUUGUGGCCAUUCACAUGUCACAUCCAAACACAAACAAUACUGAGCAGCAGAAACUGUAAGUAGUAGAGGCCAGUGUAAUUAUUGUCGUAAAGCUCGGAAGGCAAAAGAUAGCAGAGUUAAGUAAGGCCUCUUUUUAAUCCUCUUUCAUUUACACAUCUUGCAUUUACUCAUCUAUUUAUGUGUAAGAAUAACUUUUUGGACAUGGACUGAUUUAGAUUUUGUAGUUCUGUGCAGGACUCAAUUUGCAUCUCAGUAUUGACUUUGUAUUUCCUUUUAUGCAUGUACCAAGAUUUUAAGAUUGUACAGUUAACAUAGAUAGUCUUACCAAAUAUUGUACAGUUAAAAUAUACAUUCAAGUCUUUAUAAUGUAAAUUAUUUGUGCAUACCAUAUUCUUUCUUUAUUUUACCUUCAAUACAGAAGAGAGUUCAAGCUUCAUGUUCGAGUAAGCAUAGAUUUAUAUACUGUAUGCACACACACACACACACACACACACACGUCACACACACACACACACACACACACACACACACACACACACAGGAGAGAUGUUAAAUUCUUAGUGCUAGGUAGGGGAUUUCCUACAGCAGUCAAUCAACAACCAAGUCUAUCUAAUAUAUACACACACAUGAAUGGACUUUCAAGCUACUGAGCAACUCUUACCUACAGUAUGUACAAUAAUAAUAAGAAAAAAAAAAUCUUUUUCCUAUGCGACAAGACCGAGUUGCAGUGGUGUGAAUUAAAUGUUGCACGUAUAGUAGCAAGCUGUCCCAAGCUGUCGCAAAGCAUUCAACAUGUUUAAUCGCAGUUGCAGUUGCAGUUGCAGUUGCAUCUGUCCUAGCAGUCGUCUACAUGUUAAGUGUGUACGACGUUCAAGGCAGUCCUGGCUCUGGAAAUGGGAAAUAGUUUUAGCCAAUUAUCAUACAGUAUUGCUAUAGGAGCAUGGAUGAGAGGGUUUAGUUGUUCAAAUAUCAACAACCUUUCCAACAUUCCAGACUGCAUUGAAAGAUUGUUGAGCUGGAGUGCUACCUGGAAUUUGUGAUGGUGCUAGAUGGUGCUAAUUGGUCAAAAGGCUUACUUAGUAUCAAAAAAAUGGAAAGAUACCAAGGCACUCUAGUAGAAAGUUUAAAAUGCCUUUAUUCUACUUGGCAACACAUGAUAAAAAACUCACUCCGACGCGCUUCGGCUGGAAGCCUUUGUCAGGGAGUGAUUCCAGACUGCAUCUUUAAUUUGCUCAUUGACAUAUCCGCAGAGAACCAGAGUUGAUAAAUGGCUAGAUCGUAUCAUUUUGUAUCACCUCCCAUGUGAGAGAAUAGAAAAUGAGUUUGAAGUAAACGUUUGUGAAUAUCCACACUACUGAUUGAAAUAAUGUUCUGAAAAUGUCAAAAAGACACACCCGUUAAAUGUUUUUCCUUGUUGAUAUGAUAGUUAUGCAAAAUCAUACUGCCUCAGGUAAACAAGGAAUAUUACCAAACCCUGAUGCAUUAAUAGCCCUGUGUAUAUUGUCCACUAGUUGUGAAUGCAUAUUUGUGGCAGUGUACUAUACUUGUUUGUUUAUUAAAAUAUGAUUGACAUUGA